CUCGCCCCCACCCCCCGUCGCCACGAGGAAGUAGCUGUUGUUUGGCCGGUGACGCCGCUUGUACACGUAGCCUACCAGUAGGAUGUGGCCAUUGAAGAUGGUGGCGUUGUGUCAAAGUGUCUGCCCUGCGCAUUUCUGCAACUGAUUUCAAACUCUCUAGUGACAUUUUCUGGAUCGACUUGAUCAUCGCUCCUCCGCUGCCAUGCAGCCCCCGCCUCGGACCGGACCCCCGGGAGCCUCUGGGCCUCCUCCUUCCGGGCCGAAUAUGUUUCGCAGGACCAGGCCGCUGAAACAUACAGCAGCGUCAACAGCAGCUGCGCCUGUUUCAGUGCCACCCUCUACCCAACCCAUGACAGACCCAUUUGCUUAUGUCCAAGGCCCACCUCCUGUGGCUGCAAGGGGCGUCCCGGUACCCCACAGCAACUCUCUCCUAACACAAGCCUCACCCGAUUCCACCUACACUCUUCAAGGCCCAGGUCUAACCCCGCAACCGCAGACAUUGGAGGGUGUCCCACCUGGUCCAGCCGGCCCCCCGCCGUCCUCUCUGCCACCGGUGCCCAUGCUCAUUCCUCAGAGUUCAGCAGCCGCUGCUGGUGUUCAUACAGGUUAUGCGCCUUCGCAUUCCGAACAAGGGUACUUUAACUCGAGAGAGCAUACGUCAGCCGUAGCUGCAGAACCACCGUCUGUGCCAGCAGGCCCAGUACCAUUUAAUCAGGAAUCCCACGCGCAGUCUCCUCCUCAGCCUGUCACCUUCCAGCCAGUGCCUCCUCCUGCCUCCUCUUCUCAAAGGACCUCCGAGCACGGAAGUCGUCCUCCAUCUGUUCAGAACUAUUUUCAGCCUACAAGUGACCCUCCACAACAGCCUUUUAAUACACAGCCGCAGGUCCAGAUGUACCCCUCGAAUGCCCCUACCCCUCCGACACAGUUUGGGCAUCACCAGAUGCAAAAUCCUCUUCCACAUCAGAACCCCGGAAAUGCCCCCAGCUCUCAUUAUGCUGGACUAAAUAUGACCCACCAGCAGAACUCUCAUUUCCAACACCAGAGCUACUUCAUGCAGACCUCUGCCCCACAGGACGUAUGGUUCAAUCAGGCGCCACAGGACCCAGGCUACCACCAAGUGAUGACUGGCCCGGUCCACUUGCAGCCUGAGUCAGACCAUGGAGCUCAUCGUUUACCUGACACGGGUCCCCACCACGGCUCUGCUUCUGCGGCAGUUCCGUAUGCUCAUGAUUCUGGUACACUCUCCAUGUUUUUCAACGAUGAUGUAGAAAAUGAGGAGACCUUGGCCGGAGAGCGAAAAAAGGUCCUGAAUGGCAUUCCUGAAUCCUCUCAACCUCGGAGUACUCCGCAAGGUCUUCCAGAUGUUCCUACUGAUAACCAAGGAUCUCAUCUUCAGGACCAUUCACAUGUACCAUAUAUGAAUGACGGAAAUGCCGCAUUACAAGGAAGGAGUCCAAAUCCUCCGGAUGCCCAGUAUGACCACGUAGAGAAUUUUGAGUGCAUCCCGAACCAGGAAGUGUUGCCCAAUGAAAUUCACGGCAGUCCCGCUGGAUUACCUGCAUCCCACGGAAUAGACAGCUACGAAACUGGCCCCAACCUGGAGACUCCGGACUCUAUUCCCAGACCAAUAAGAUCGGCUAGUGCGUCAUCAAACUACAGUAAUAUGAGUCAUGGAAGUGGUACUGCCGGUCGUCGACACCAAAGUGUAGUUGGCACCUUUAUUCAGCAGGAAAGCCCCCGCCUCGCUGAGGAUGCUAACUUAACUUCCACGGUUGUUGCUGCCGCUGGGGGCUACUUUGAACAAAUUGACUCUUCUCCAGCUGGAGAAGUGGCCGCCCAGCCGAGCUCUUCGGAGCAAAUCUGGCCCUCUACGCCUAGCCCGCCAAAACCAACUGGUACCUUCCAGGCCAGUGCUAACAGCUCAUUUGAGCCCGUCCGCUCGCACGGGGUUGGGGUGCGCCCUGCUGAGGUUGACAGAGCUAAAAUGGUAGCGGAAGGUGGCACAGAUCCUACGUUGGGCAAUCUGGAGCAGCCACCAGAUAAUAUGGAAAAUAUCUACGGGCCGGGUCACCCUCUGCCUAUUGGUGUACCGCACCUGACGAACCCCGUGGUUCAGUCUCACUCCCGACCCUCAUCGCGUGCCUUUGGCGCCAAUCGACCCUGUGAGAGCCCUGCCACGACUUUAUGGGCCCAGGGUGAGCCAUCCAGUUUGGGUGCUAGCAUCCUGUUAGCCCCCGCAGCCCCGACUGUUCUCGCUCCACUAAGGGAGCCUAGUGCGGAUGUGAUACAACCUCCAGAAGAUGGUCCACUUGACCUUCAACCUCCUCAAAGAAUCCCACAACAACAUUCAGAGAACCUGGAAAACCCACCUAAGGUGAGUGAGUUAGACACCGCGAGCGCUCAAGACAACCUGGGCUAUGCGUCUCUCCUUGUGUCUGAAUCGCUCCAGCAGCCUGUUCUGAUUGCCCCACCGAUAUCCAACUCUGCGAUUCCCCCUAGUACCUCGGCUCAAACGGCCAGUUUAAGUACUACCGCUGUAAGAGCACAUGGACAAGGCAGCGGUAUUUCUCUUGCACCUGCGCUUUCCCCCAAUCAAAAUCCACUCUGCACCCCUGCUCCUACCUCAAACUCAGUCCCGCUCAAUCUGACUCGCGAAAGUGCUCAAGUGGCACCUUCCAGAACCGCUUCAGCACAGCCACAUCCAGUCCCCCCCUCUUUUUCUCGCGGCCAAUCGUUGAGUGGAGACCCCCACUUGGUUCUCCCCGUUAAUCCAUCUCUUCCGACCGCUUCUCUUACCAAUCACAAUCAGCCGUCAAAUUAUGAACUCCUUGAUUUUUCUAUGCACCAAUCACAGAGCCAAAAUCAAGCAUCCGGCCAUCCUUCUGCUUUACACGAGUCUCCGCAGUCGAGUAAUGGAUUUUACAUGCAGGUGACCAAAGAUGCGCAACAAGCCCUUAGACCGGAUGCGAAUGCUCCCGUUCAGACUUCAGGUCCUUCUGCUCCACUGCAGGUCACCGCAGCUUCUUUAUCGUCCGCCCCGCCGGUCCUGCCAGUUUCAUCACCGUCCGCUCCAGUGGUCCCGACAGCCCCGUCGUCAUCUGCCCCACAAGUCCCUCCGGCGUCUUCGGUUCCGCUGACUUCUUCUAUAGCUGGCGCAAACACUCAGCAGCCCCCAGCAGAACCUGCAAGGGCACAAGAGGCAAAUGCUGCAGCACAGGAGCGAAGUGAUGCCUCUUUUCCUGUAAGGGGAGCCCAGCCUUUCCCUGGCCAAUAUCCAGCCCAGAUGCAAGGAUCUGCUGCUGUUGCUGCCGCAAGUGCUCCUCCAGGCCAACUCCCUCCUGCGUCUUCUCGGCAAGCUCCCGCAGAGCCGCCUCGACCGCCUUCUUCCACUGGCAGCCAGCAGGGCUACGCGCACCCUCCUGCCGGCCCGGGGCACACGUAUGGAGGCUAUUACGGGAACUACGGCGAAUACCCCGACGGCCGAGCACCGUAUCCUCCUGGGCCAUACCCGCCGGGGGAUCCAAGAGCUCAGCAGUAUUAUCAGGAUGGGCCGUAUAGAGCCAGAGGAGAUCCUUGGUACGGCAGGUACGAGGGGCCCAACCCAGCUUACCGUGACCCAAACUAUCAGUACCGAGAGCCUCAGCCAGAACGACCCAGCUCCAGGUCCAGUCAGUACUCUGAUCGUCCCUCAUCCAGGCAAGGCUACCCCGAGGACUACCACAGAUCGAACCGAAGUGCCUACGAUGAAUAUUAUCCAAAUUAUGCCAAGCACUAUGAUUAUGGAGGAUACAACUACGGACAGUACGACCCUCGAUACAGAGGAUACUACGAUCAGUCCUACUGGCCCACUUAUGAGGACCCGUACAGAAGCAGAGACAACUACUAUAAUCAACAAAUGUAUCCUGCCAGCAGGAAAGAAGGCUACGAGGACCAGUGGCGCUACUACCCCGGUUACGACAGCAGCUUCGACGACGACUACCGCCGGCGCGGUGGCGAUGCCUACAAUGACGACUUUGACCGGCGCAGUGUGCACAGUGAGCAGUCCGCUCACAGCGUGCACAGCUCUCACAGCCACCGGAGCAGACGUAGCAGCUUCAGCUCAAGAUCCCAACGGAGCCAACCGGACUUGGUCUCAGCGGUCUAUGAUGCCACAGCAUCCACACUUGCUGCAGACUACUACGGACAGUACCCAAACCAGACCGACGCAUCCCAGAACUACGGACAGUACCUCUAUCAAACUGAGUACACGGCAGACAGCACCUGGAUCACCCCUGAACAGCCUCCCCCUCGUCCGGCCACCCCGGAAAAGUUUACCAUUCCCCACCGUUGUGCCCGCUUUGGACCCGGUGGUCACCUCGUCCAGGUUCUACCCAAUCUUCCCUCAGCAGGACAGCCUGCUCUUGUUGAUAUUCAUAACUUGGAGAUAAUGCUGCAGAACACUGCGGCUCAGGAAGAACUGCUAACAUUCCCUGGACCACUCGUCAAGGAGGAGACCCACAAGGUGGAUGUGAUAAAAUUCUCCCAGAACAAAGCGGUGGCGUGUUCCCAUGACAACAACCUCUUAGACAGAGACUCCGCCCGCUUGCUUUGGGACUUCAUUGUGCUGCUGUGUAGACAGAAUGGGACCGUGGUGGGCACCGACAUCGCCGACCUGCUGCUGAAGGAGCAUCGCUCCGUGUGGCUGCCGGGCAAGAGUCCAAACGAAGCAAACCUGAUCGAUUUCAACAACGAGCCGCUGGCCAGAGCGGAGGAGGAGCCGGAAGCCGGACCGCUGGCCCUCCUGUCGCACAUCUUGACGACAGUCCCGGAAAACGUCGGCGAAGAAACUGAGCACUUCAGGGAGCUGCUGCUGUUCGGUCGCAAGAAGGAUGCGCUUGAAGCAGCUAUGAAAGGAGGUCUGUGGGGCCACGCUCUCCUUUUGGCCAGUAAAAUGGACAGCAGGACACAUGCACGUGUCAUGACAAGGUUUGCCAACAGUUUGCCCAUCAAUGACCCUCUCCAGACUGUCUACCAGCUCAUGUCGGGUAGGAUGCCUGCUUCAGCUACUUGCUGCGGAGAGGAGAAGUGGGGCGAUUGGCGCCCUCACCUGGCCAUGGUGUUGUCUAACCUUACGCACACUUUGGACCUGGACACUCGCACCAUCACCACCAUGGGCGACACUCUAGCUUCGAAGGGGCUGAUUGACGCCGCACACUUCUGCUAUUUAAUGGCUCAGGCCGGUUUCGGCGUUUACACCAAGAAGACCGCCAAGAUGGUUUUGAUCGGAUCCAACCACAGUUCCCCCUUCUAUCACUUUGCGACCAACGAGGCAAUCCAGAGGACGGAGGCCUACGAGUAUGCGCAGUCUCUGGGCUCCCAGCCUUGCUCCUUCCCCAAUUUCCAGGUCUUCAAGUUGAUCUACGCGUGCCGUUUGGCCGAAGCCGGCUUGAGUGCUCAGGCAUUCCACUACUGUGAAGUCAUCUCUCGGACGGUCCUCGUGCAGCCAUCCUACUACUCCCCCGUGUUCAUUAGCCAAGUCAUUCAGAUGUCCGAAAAGCUGCGGUUCUUCGACCCCCAGCUGAAGGAGAAGCCCGAGCAGGAGUUGUUCAAUGAACCCGAUUGGUUGAUCCACCUCAGGCAGCUGGAUGGGCAGAUCAGAACGGGGGCAGUUACCUACACAUCCGACAGAAGAAGUCCCACGCAAUUCACCAGCAGCAGCCCCAGCUCGGACCUGGAUCAGCCCACUCCAGCGGAACCGAACGACAUCGCGUCGCUGGAAUUGGACGGUCCCGGCUCCGACAAUCCACUGAUGAGCUCGUUGCUGCCCGGGCCGGCACCGCAGGGCGUGCAGCUCAUGCCUCCGGCGCCCACGUCCAUCCUCCAAGACGGGAUGGCCGCGCCUCAACCCCCCUACGACAUGCCCCAGUUCUACCCAGUACCGCCCAGCGGGCCCGCCGGUCACGUUCCCGUGUCAGGCUACCCUCCGCACGACGUGGCCUACGCGCCUCCCCAUUUCCAGCCUCCACCCGUGCAGUCGGACAUGUAUCCGGGAGUUCACCAGCACCCCGGGCUCCCGCCCCCCCACAUGGGCCAGACGUCCCCCCACGUGCCCCAUUCGCCGGUGCAAGGGAGCCACCCGCCGCUCCAGAUGCCGGCGCACGUGCCGCCUUCGCCCGGGCACAUGGGCACACCCCCAGAGAUGCAGGUCAACCAGCCGACGUCCCCCCACAGAAGCUCCCUCACGCCGCAGAUGGACUUUUAUGACCACAUGGCGCAGCUGGCUCCUGGCAGGAGAUCGAGGACCACAUCACAGUCCUCGUUGCACCGGGCUUCGGGCCGGCGCUCUCGCACCACUUCCGAGUCCUCAACUCACUCGGGUGGUCGCGACCGGAGCAAUUCUGCGGUGAAGCAGGCCUCUCCUCCGCCCCCCUCCAUUCCUGAGCAGCCCCGCAAAGAGGACGCCAAGAAAAGCAAGAAGGACUCUCCCAAAAAGAGCGGCGGCGGUGUGGGCUGGCUCACGACUUGGCUCUACAGGAAGGGCAAGAACGAGGCUCACUUACCGGACGACAAAAACAAAUCGAUCGUGUGGGAUGAAAAGAAGCAGAAAUGGGUCGACUUGAAUGAGCCUGAGGAAGAGAGUAAACCCCUUCCACCACCUCCCUCUGGGUUCCCCAAGAUGGCUCCCAUGCCUGUUCCUUCAGGACCCGCCGCACCCCCGACCAGCGGCCCUCCAGUCAACAUGUUCUCUCGGAGAGCUGGCUUGAAGAGCAGAUACGUGGACGUGCUGAACCCCGGCGGCGGUGCCAAAGCAGCCGGGAUGGCCCCCGCUCCUCCGAUGGACCUCUUCGCUCCCCUGGCGCCGAUGCCCAUGCCCACCAACCUAUUUGUGCCUAGUUCAGCUCCCAUUGAUCAACAACCUCGAGAAGCCAGCGAAGGAGGAAAUCAGGAGCAGAUGUCACCAAACAGCUCAGUUCCACAGAUGUUCAAUCCGACGCUGUUACCGCCCGUGCCGCAAGGUCCUCCCGCCCUGGACGGCUCCCAUUCCGGAGAGCUGUCACGUUCUAGCUCAAUGAGUUCUUUAUCGCGAGAAGUGAGUCAGCAUUUAAACCAGAGUCAUCCGGGCCUGAGAAACGCACCUGUAGGGGGCGGCGCCUUUUUAUAACCCACAACAGACGCCGCCAUCUUGUAAACUGACUUCCCGCGCUACCCGGAAGCCGAUAAGCGCGAAAGCGGACGUGCUGCUCUAUCUCCGGACGAACGGCCCGUUCACUCUUUAAAGUUCUAUUUUUUAAAACACGCCUGGUGUUUCUAUUUUUUUUUUUUUUUUUGUCUUAAGCAGAACUACAACACGGGCAUCAUUUAGUGUACAAAUAAAAGCUCUUGGCUCUACUGUUAGCAGCGCAAGCAGCCUCCCGUUUCUACCUUUCAUGUCUUCAACUGAUUCGAGAAAGGAUGUUUUUUUUUUUUUUGGUAAUAAUUUCGUGUCGCUGAUGUUCUUCCGGAGACAUUUGAAGCAUUUGUCUAGUAGCGCAUUGUCUGCUGUGUCGUGUGCCCCCACCCCAAAAGGAACAAGACUGGAUGUGAGGACGCUGCAUGUUUCCACAUAUUUAUAUAAACGCUCUCCUGUCAAUCAAACGACUCAACUAUGAAAUCAAAAUAUUGUGUAAUGAAGCAACAGGUGCAAAAAAAAGAAAAGAAAAAUCUAUCCAAUUGUUUGUAUGUCAGAUUGAUUGUAUUUAUGAGCUCGAGACAUAACUUGUACGAGAGCGAGUGUGUGGGGAAAACCAAUUUUUGUGUGAAUAGUUUUGAUGAGAAAGCAUUUAUGCAAAUGUCACCGAUUCACGUUUGUUCAUGCAACAAAUUAGCAAAGUUGUACUUUUAAGUACUGUAAUUUACUACUAACAUGAUUUUUAAAUGGAAUAACUUCUCAGCCCCCAGUCCCUAAGCUCAUUAUUUUUUUUGUGUGUGUUUUGUUUUGUAGAUUUGAUUUUUUUUUUUUUGAAAAGGUCCCCUUUCGUUUCAGCAAAUUGGUUGUGUAAAAUAUGAAGGCAAAUACUUAAUAAAAAGGUAUUUUUGCGCUCGA
Messenger RNA from Syngnathoides biaculeatus (alligator pipefish), 8062 nucleotides. RefSeq names its product SEC16 homolog A, endoplasmic reticulum export factor (gene sec16a). Bases 203 to 7141 code for a protein of 2312 amino acids. Gene Ontology annotation, biological process: autophagy; Golgi organization; COPII vesicle coat assembly. Lineage: Eukaryota; Metazoa; Chordata; Actinopteri; Syngnathiformes; Syngnathidae. The transcript is spliced from 31 exons. Gene Ontology annotation, cellular component: ER to Golgi transport vesicle membrane; endoplasmic reticulum exit site. The record is from RefSeq and is a predicted model, not a curated record.